ACAAGGAAGUGCUGGGACACCAGCCAGCGUGGCCAGGCUGCAGGAGCUCCAGGUGCAGCAGAUCUUUGUUAAGAAGGACGAGGAGCAGAGGCAACCAGAACUGCAGGGACCUCAGCCAGGACCUGGAGAUCCCCUUUGCAGGAGUCGUCUUCCAGCCAAAACUUCUUUCUGCCAAGCUGGUUGGAUCCUGUCUUCUGCUUCCUCUGGAAGCCCCCUGGUCUGCUGGUGGGGCACCAUGGAGACAGCAGCUUUACCAGCUUCACACAGACUUAACCCAAACCCCUAAUAAGGGGUUUGGAGGAAAUCCAUCUUGGGGAAGAGAAAUGCAGCACUUCUCCAGCUUCAUUUGACAGGCUGGGAUUUAAUCAAACCCCGGGAUGUCCAGAAGUGCUCCUUGGGGAAGUGGAAAUCAGACAGAACAUCUCAGCAGCCUUCUCCAGAUUAUCAGCUUCUCACACAACUGAGCUCUGCCAAAUUGUCCCCAUUUCUCGACUGGCAAGGAGGGGACAUCAGUAUCCCAUCAGCACAGGCUGGGCUGUGCCCUCCCUGGUGAUGACCACCGAGGGACACCUUUCCUGAGCAUUUCCUGAGCAUCAGUGUCCCUGCAGGAGCAGAGGGCUAGAGGGAGCACUGCACAGCCUUGUCCUUGCAUGGAGGAUGUCUCACCAGGGCUGCAAAGCUUCAGUUCCACUUAAAACUGGGUCGACUCAGUAGGAUCUAGGACAGGGCGGCCCUCCAGGUCACACUCAACGAUGUCACUGUCUGUGCGCCCGCAGCGCCGAGUCCUCGUCACCAAGAUCAAUAGGAGCCAGUCCUUCGCCGGAGUGAACUCAUCGGCCGACCGGCCCUUCAGGAAUCUCUCACCUUUCACCCCCACUGUCUCCCGCAAGACUGGCUCCAGGGUCAGUAGGAUGUUCUCAAUGUCCCACAAGUCCCCACCACCCAAGGUGCCUCAGCCCAACCGCCUGGACGAGGUGUAUGAAGCUCUCAAGAAGGGCCUGACGGCCUACCUGGAGGUGCACCAGCUGGAACUGGAGAAGCUCAGCACACAGAUCCGUGAGUCCAAGAGGAAUUCACGCCUGGGCUUUCUCUACGAUCUGGAUAAGCAAGUGAAGUCAAUCGAGCGCUUCCUGCGUCGCCUGGAGUUUCAUGCCAGCAAGAUAGAUGAGCUGUAUGAGGCUUACUGCAUCCAGCGGCGGCUCCGUGAUGGAGCCCACAACAUGGUCAAGGCUUACAGCACAGGCUCGCCAGGCAGCCGGGAGGCACGCGAGAGCCUGGCCGAGGCCAGCAAGGGCUACAAGGAGUACACAGAGAACAUGUGUCUGUUGGAGAAUGAACUGGAGAGCCAGCUGGGCGAGUUCCACAUCCGGAUGAAAGGAUUGGCAGGCUUUGCCCGGCUUUGUGCUGGUGACCAGUAUGAGAUCUUCAUGAAGUAUGGACGGCAGCGGUGGAAGCUGCGAGGGCGCAUCGAGGUGAACAGCAAGCAGGUGUGGGACAGCGAGGAAAUGGUUUUCUUACCCCUCGUCACUGAGUUUCUCUCCAUCAAGGUGACGGAGCUAAAGAGCCUGGCCAACCAUGUUGUGGUGGGCAAUGUGUCCUGUGAGACCAAGGACCUCUUUGCAGCUCUGCCCCAGGUAGUGGCUGUGGAUAUCAACGACCUGGGCACCCUCAAACUCAGCCUGGAGGUGACCUGGAACCCCUUUGACAAGGACGACCAGCCCUCGGCAGCCAGCACUGUCAACAAGGCUUCCACAGUGAACAAGAGGUUCUCCACCUACAACCAGAGUCCACCUGACACGCCAUCCCUGCGGGAACAGGCCUUCUAUAGCCCGGAGCGGGCAGCUGACAAGCGUGGUUGGUCCUUGCUGGACAUCUUUCGGGAGACACUCUUCGAGAAGCUGUCUCAGAGCUGCUCCUGUGGCGAUGUCUCCUCGGCCGAGCUCGGGAGAUGGCCGCAGCAGGGCCGCAAUAUGCUGCGGCGCCAAGAGGAGCUGGAGAAUGGCACAGCCUGGUCCAUCUCCUCUGAGUCCUCAGAUGACUCCUCCAGCCCCCAGCUGUCCAGCAGUGCCCGCCAUGCCACACACAAGCCCAUCGUGCAGCCUGAGGUUCAGGCCUCCGCCCCUGCCAUCGAGAUCUCCUUCUCCCAGCAACCAGAGGAGGCUGACGCCAUGCUUGGAGCCAGUGGCAGCAGUGUCCCAUCUGCUGGGAGCCAGCCAGAGGAGCCAAGCAGCCGUAAGAAGGAGACAGUGGCCAACGGGCAUGUGCCCUACUCCCGGACUCUGAGCCACAUCAGCGAGGCCAGUGUGGAUGCCACAAUGGAGGUCAAGACUGUGGAGAGCCCUUGGGAGCCUGCGUCCAGCACGGAGGACACAGGGAUGGGAAAGCAAGAUGCACACCCUCUGCCUGGUGCUGCGGUGGCAGCUGCUGUGUCAGGGCAGGACAGGGCCACUGAGGCCAAGCCUCGUGCCUCUGUGGCAUGGGCCACCUCCUGCGACGAGGAGGCUGGCAGUGCAGAGCCAGUGCAGAGCCAGGUGCCAGCACAGAGUGACUAUGGCACCGGGAUCCCCACAGCACUGGCACAAGCCUCUGCAGAAGAGAUCCCCAUCCCAACCCCACCACUGCCCACCAGCACCCCUGAAGUGCCACGGGGGAAGAUGGUGGAUUCAGGUCUGGAGGAGGCAAUUGGCCUCCUGGGCUCAGCUCUGGAUGACUAUCGGGGACAGUUCCCGGAGCUGCAGCCCCUCGAACGGGAGCUGAAACGUCUGGAGGAGAUUCUGCUGCAGAAGCAAGGUGUCUUCCUCAGCCGGGCCUCCAGCAUCAGCCUGACAGUGGAGCACGCGCUGGAGAGCUUCAGCUUCCUCAACACCUCCGACAUGGAGGACUCAGAAGGCUCUGAGGAGGAGCCUCUCCAAGAUGAGAGGAGGGCUGGCAGAUCCCUGCGCAGCACCAGAGCCCCCAGCGCUGGCGAGAUGGGGGCAGAUGACACUGGAAUGUGCAGUGGUUCUGAGGCCAGCACUGACCCCAUGAGCACUGGCAAUGAGUUCCUGGAUAAGGCUCUGGUGCUUCACCUCAACAACUGCAACCGCCUGCUGCUGAAGCUGGGCACCUUCGGUCCCCUGCGGUGCCAGGAGAUGUAUGCCCUGGACAGGCUGCUGCGGGAGUCCCAGGUGCUAGAGAUCGUAUGCCAGCUGACGGAGGAGCGCACAGGAGCAGCCAGUUCAGCAGCUGAUGUGGUGCAGUUCUCGACACGGAAGGAGGGCGUGCUGCCCCUUUGGGACCUCUGUGUGGAAGUGCCCAAUGUCUACACCUGCCCUGUGGAGCGGUUCCUGCAGGUGCUCAGUGCCCAGUAUGCAGCUCCCAUCAGCGAGCAGCACUCUGGUUUGGCUGAUAUUGUGUUUGUGAAACUGGUGGAGGACGUGCUGAAUCGGCGGCUGCCCCGGCGGCCCGGCAGUGCCCAGAGCGAGCAGAUCACCAUCUUCCAGUACUGGAGCCACUUUGAGUCGCUCGGUGCCCUGGUGCUUGACAGCUACAUGAUGGAGCUGGCAGAAGAAGCACUGCUGGCACAGAACCUCAACUCGGAUGACCAGGACGUGGUGCUGCGUGCCCUGAAGCGCAUGCCCGAGGGCCGCCUGAAGAAGGAGGGACUGAAGGCACUGAGCCUGCUCCUCGUGGAGGGCAACAGCAAGGUGGUGAGCGCCGUGUCAGCCCAGCUCCGUAGCCUGGCAGAAAACCCCCGCUUCCGCCAACGGGCCCUCGUGUGUUUCCUGGAGCAGCUGGAGGAUGAGGAGGUGCAGACACGUGUGGCAGGGUGUGCGGCGCUGGGCUGCUUGAAGGCCAAGGAGAGCAUCGAGCAGCUGGUUUACCUGUGCCAAACCGACAAAGAGCCUGUGAGGGAGGCAGCCAAGCAGAGCCUGAUGCUGUGCGGGGAAGACGGUAAAUCAGCUCACCGGCGAUUGGAGGAGACCCUGGAUAGCCUCCCACGGAUCUUUGCACCAGCCAGCAUGGCCAGUACAGCUUUCUGAGACCCACGCACACCCGCCUGCCAUCCCUGAGGGCAAAGGCACUGCUGGGCCACCCGGGCUUGCACGGACUGGGGACCCGGCAGCUCCGCUCCCGGCAGCACACCACAGUAUUACCCCGCCCGCCGGCAGCUCGCCAUGGCCGCACACUGCCUUACGGAGCACCGCUUCCCUGUCCCCGGCCACCGGCCCCAGGGGUGUCACCUCCACACCACUGGGCAGGGGGCUCGCUGCACAUCCCACCCUCUGAUCGCUAUUUAAAGUACCCAGGGAGUCCACCCUUCCUGCCCCCUCGUCCGCUGCAGCUGCCAGGACUGGGGUGGAGGGAGAGGUACCGGAUUUCUCUGCCUCCUCUUGCCUUCUUCUUGCUCGAGGGCACGCGCCCUGUCCCGGAAGGACCUGCACUUUGGAAACCUUGCUGUUUCUUUCCAGGAGCUGCCAGGGCCAUGGGGACUGCUGCCCUCUGCCACCUGGAGUCCCCAGGACUUAAAUAAAAUGAAAUAUAAGAUAUUAAUAUAUUCUGCUGGCGUUUCUUCUUUCCAGCUCCACGUGCUCCUGUCCCUCCCUGGCUUGUGGCUGUAGGGAGUGUAGUGAGAUGUGGCCUCAGCCCAGAGCCUUUCCUGGCCUGUUGGAAAGUGCUGUGGAGGGCAGGGGCAGGAGGAGUGAUAGAGGGAUGGACAGACGGAUGGACAGAAGCUGCCACCUCUUUUUUUUGUUUGUUUUGUUUUAUUUUAUUUUUUAUUUACAGAUUUUUGCAGAAAAACAAAAGCAAAAAAUUCUUUUCUAUAUUGUCUCUAUAAAUCUAUAUAUAAUGUAAUUACAGAGAAUGACUAAUUUUGAUUUUAAAGCAGAAAUAAAAAUCUUUAAAGAGUG
This is a messenger RNA of Haemorhous mexicanus (house finch), 4892 nucleotides long. RefSeq names its product RHO family interacting cell polarization regulator 1 (gene RIPOR1). Bases 753 to 4022 code for a protein of 1089 amino acids. The record is from RefSeq and is a predicted model, not a curated record. Lineage: Eukaryota; Metazoa; Chordata; Aves; Passeriformes; Fringillidae. The transcript has 25 exons.